Molecule: messenger RNA, 5302 nt
Organism: Poecilia reticulata (guppy)
Lineage: Eukaryota; Metazoa; Chordata; Actinopteri; Cyprinodontiformes; Poeciliidae
Gene: cplx2b
Product: complexin 2b
Biological process (GO): regulation of neurotransmitter secretion; neurotransmitter transport; synaptic vesicle exocytosis
Cellular component (GO): SNARE complex; terminal bouton
Molecular function (GO): syntaxin binding
Source: RefSeq, a predicted model, not a curated record
AGUGCGCAGGAGGGGGUGUUGGUGGUGGCGGUGGUGGAGAGAGAGACGGGAUAUAGGACGGGCAUCACACGGAGGCUUGGCUGCAGACUCGCCGGGAUCCCGCUCGCCGCCUCGCCCUCUCCAGACGCGUCAGAGAGUUGUUUGACAUUACAACAGAAGAAAAGAAAAGUAAAGGCGACUGGACCAACGAGAUAUCUUCAAGUUUGGUGGUUACAUGCUUGGUAUUCUUUGACUUUGAGGAAAAACUACUCUACCAAGCAGCAGAAACCAUGGAUUUUGUAAUGAAGCAAGCACUGGGUGGGGCCACCAAGGACAUGGGUAAGAUGCUCGGUGGGGAGGAAGAGAAGGAUCCGGAUGCAGCGAAGAAAGAAGAGGAGCGACAGGAGGCGCUGAGGCAACAGGAGGAGGAGAGAAAGGCCAAACAUGCCCGAAUGGAGGCAGAGAGGGAAAAAGUACGACAGACCAUCAGGGACAAGUACGGCUUGAAAAAGAAGGAGGAAAAGGAGGCAGAGGAGAAAGCAGCCAUGGAGCAGGCAUGUGAGGGAUCACUGACACGCCCGAAGAAGGCGAUCCCGAGAGGCUGCGGAGACGACGAAGAGGAUGAGGAGAGCAUCCUUGACACUGUCCUUAAGUACCUUCCCGGACCUCUGCAGGACAUGUUCAAGAAGUAAAACAGAAACACAAAGCGAAUCAAACGAACCCUAAAUUUAGGGUCCGUUCUGGUCUGUGGCCAGGCUGCAGGGCAACGGGGAAGCAGGGAUCUUUGUGUCGGGGACUUUGGGUCAAGAUUAUAUGUCAAAUGGCUUUGAUUGUAGAUGUUUGAGUUUCAAAAUUCGCCAGGAGCAAAAAGGAUCUAGGAGGGGGCGGGGGUUUCUCAAACUUUUAGAGGCUGCACACUGCCUUUAUAGAGACCUUUUACUUCUUUCUUUUCUACUCUUCAAAGAUUUCAUUAUUUGAAUUUUUGGGGUUUCCCUGCAUUAUCCUUUCAACUGCCAGAUAGUGCAUGUUCUAUCCUUUUCUUACUUUUAUUGUGUGUUGAUAUAGAUUGAAGCGUUUGUCACAUUCCUUUAAUGGAGAACAACAUUCCACAGUGCACACAUUUUCAAAGAGCACUGCCACCACGUUUUCCAGUAAGCUUCAGUCACCAUAGUGGGCGUUUUCUACUUUUACAAGCCUAAAGAAGGCCUUUCAAUGACAUUUGCUACAUUAGAAACGUUUUUAGGACAUGUGCCUUCAUAUCAUCUCCUCUUACAGAGGAAGUCGUAAGUGAGGGAUUAAUUUGUGAGUCAAUGUAGUUGUUAAAAAAACAGUUUUUGGAAUGAUCUAUUUUGUGUUAAAAUAGCACUAUUUUUCGCACAAAGGUGUUCAGAAAAUCCUUCUAGAGGCCGUUUUGUUUUACAAAUAAAAUGCCAACAGCUUAUUAGACUGCCAUCAAGUAAAAUAAAAAAAUGUUAAGCAGGCUGAAAACUAGAAAAUUUUAUAUUCAAGCAGAUCUUCCAUAACCCUUUGAAUGAUUUUAUUUUUGCUUGUGUAAACAGAUGGAAAAAACAUAUAAACAAAGUUAGCAGUCUUAUUCACUUAGACAAUCAAACAACUCAACCCUGAAAAGCUUGGGAGUAUCUCCUUACUCCUAUUAUGGAUGGUUGAUAAGUAUUUGUUCAUUUAGAUCACAAACUCAUAUUUAAUUUUAUCUUUUCAUUAUUAUAUUUCAAUGGAUAUUACUUAUCAGGCAAUGACUGAGAGUACUGUUUCUUUUAUUUUGUUAACGUGCUGCAAAAAUUUAUUUCAGUGCAACCAAGAUUGUUAUUUUUCGAUGUUCACCUCAAGUGAAGCUCAUCGACAUCAAGACCAAAGAAAUCCUGGUGAGAUCUCUCUGUUUCUUUCGUCGCCACCAGUUUGCUUGCUGGUGGAAAACUCUGCCGUACUGCAUAGAAAACAAAAGUUUAGGCCAAGCCGGAGAGGAAACGGGUGUGUGACCUGUUGCAUCUCACUGCCUGAAGAGCUGAUAGUACUUCACUUUCCUGCAUCUUUUAGUCCAACUAAAAUAUUAUAAAUAAAAAACUAUAGUGAUUCGUCACGUCGUAUUUGAGUAGAUGUACUGUGAUUCAGCAACAAUCUCUAGUGAAAGUACUUGAAUAUAUGGACGUUCUUGGGUAAAAACAAAGCAUGUCGGUCAUUCCUAAACAACCUGAUGGCGAGUCAGUGGUUAGUUAUGCAGCGUGUGUGAUUAAUACAUUGUUUCAAUGUAAAUAAAUUUAGAGAUUAAUAGGACUGAUGAUGAAGCUGCACACUGUUAAACCUGUUCCUUUAUUUUACUCAUUUUCUAGCUCAGAUAGGACUUUUCACUAGACAAAGCCAUAUUGUUUAGACUGCAAUAAUUACUUAAAAUGAUUUUAAAAAACAGUAUAUUUCAACAUUGAAGCUGUCUGAUGUUUGUUUUCUGUUAUAAAAUUAGGCAAAAUGUUUCUGUUUGUAAAUCUUCACCACUAUCUUGUCUACUUUAUGUAUACGCAAGAAAAAUAUACAGAAAAAAGAAUCCAUUGUUAGAAGUGUCUGUGUGUAUUAUAUGUGAACUGUAAGUGUGUGCGUGUUUAUAUGUGUGUCUUUCUACAUGUCUGUGAUGUGUGUUGUUGAUUCACAUAGUCCUUGUUUAAAACUGUAAAUGUGUCUUUGAGCUAUAAUGUGCAGAGGAAGAAGCUGAUUUUGUCUCCUAGUUGUGCCAUGCCUGAAGAAAAAAAAAAAAAGAUUCUCAACACAUUCCUUUUAGAUAUUGAGCAUGCAAGUGUUUGGUAGAGACAAGAAUAAACCGAAUGUCACACACAAAGAAAUAUAUGUGUUUAAUGAUGAACUGCUGUUUCUGUAGGAGUCUCCAGGCAACAGAAUCUGUGCAUUGGAUCCAGAAAAUCAGCUCUAUCUGGGGCUUGAGGAGUCUUUCAUGUUUUUUGCUUUCUGAGUUAAAUAAGUGGAGGCUUCAUAGUUUGUAUUUUUUGGACGUGACGCAAAUAUAAAGGCAUUGAGAGCAGGAAAUAAUUCAUGUGAUUUCCAAAAACACUGCCCCUUUUUGCUCCCUAAUUUGAAAAAAAAAAAAAGAAAGAAAGAUAAAAACAUAACAAAGAGGGUUUUCCCACCAAACCAUUUCCACUGCGAAACUGGUGCAAGUCCUUCCUUAAGCACCAAUUCUUGCCUUUUCUCCUCCCACAAUUUGGGCUGUGGCCCUAAUAAACUGGUGCUUUCUUGUCUUAAAUAUAGAACUGGAGGAUGUGGAAAGGUUUGAGACCAACAAACAAGCACAAUCUAAUGAGCACCAUUUUCAAAACUUGUCUAAUUUAGGACCAAAGCACAAACUUAUAAUUAACAAUGUGGGUUAGGAUUGGAAUCACUAGGUGUCUCUUAUCUUCCAGCCUUUUAAAUUUAAAUCCAAAAUUAUUCAUAACCCUGGCAGAUUUAAAAUUCCAGUCAUAUUCGUCCAACUAAGAAGUCUGUUUCUGAUAAGAAAUGAGAUGGGCAUCUUUUUAAAAAUAACAAAAAAAAUUUAAAAGGGUAUAAGUUAACAAAAUAAUUUAUUAACAAUAAAUUAUAAUUGCUGACCAGCAGUUUGUAUAUUUCCUCUGGUCUUUGAGGUCCAGGUUUAUGAAGUUGAAACGCCUCUUUACCAUCACCCUAAUCUUGAGUUCCCUUCACAGAUUCUCAGGCUGGACUGACCAGAAUAGUGUCCCAGGAUUUUCCAAAUGUUCUCUAGCGAACUUUAAACUUGAUUAAUACUUUUUUCUUCAGCAGUGGAGUCUUGUGCAGUCAAAGUACAAAAAAGUCAUAGUAAAUGAGUGCUGUAUCGUUGUUUUGAUGGAAAAUUACACCUACUGUUUUUUCUAAAACUCUCAUCAAAUGUUAAUGGGCUGUUUUGACUCCUCUGUUAAACAUGUGUUUAACGCUUUUGUUUUAUUUAAUGCAUCCCACUUUCACUGGCUGAUGUGAGGAUAAUCCCCUGCAUCAAUUACUUCCAAGCAAAGAUUCCUUAAAUAUCUUGUGCUUCAAAGGACAGGCCCCUCUCACUGGCUGUACUUGGAAAACCUUUAAUACACCUACACAUGGUAGGUAGGAAAAAGAGAUUUGAUUACCAUUUGUCAUUGGCCCUUUGUGGAAACAACAGCCAUACAUUGUCUGUAUGUCACAUAGUGUCUCAGCGGGACUCGUCUCAAGGCGUCACGGCAUGUGAACCGUCUUUGAAAAGGGCUAUUUCCACGUUGUUAAUGUGAGGUUAGUGUGGCAUUUCUGUUGCAUCUGUGCUUGUCCUCAACUCAUCCUACUAUAUAAGAUACAGAAAAACCAAUGAGUAGUUUUAAUGCAUUUUUUUUUUAUGGUUAGAAAAAAAGACAAUAUAGGAAACAUUUGUGUUUUUUAGUAGGACAGAAACGUAUUUAGGAGUGUAAGAGAUAAAAGGUUCUCACAGGACAGGAAACGAAGCCCAGAUACAUCAGCUCCCUCUUGAUGUUCCUCUUUAACAUUCUAAAUGUUGAUGUGAUGAUUAGCGGGAAAAGCAUAAACAAAAAGACUGGAUUGUCAAAGCAUGUUCUGUUGUCAGGAGCCCCAGAAACGAAUAUUUCAAAACAUCAGUUCAUCCUCAGCUAUAGUCAAAAGCAGCUAAAUCAAUGAACAUUUUUUGUAGAGUGAAGCAAAAUCUUUGAAUAAGGUUUCGCUUUUGUGGAAGAUGUCACAAAAUUUGUCUCAUUUCUAACAUUUUGAUAUGAACUUACUGCCCUGCUGUAUCCUGCCGGUAAAUGAUGAAAGAGCUCAGUCAUUGUCAUGUUUACGCUCCCUGUAAGGACAGGAGACAUUCUGAUAAACACUUGAGCAACUUUGAACACAUUACAGUCUUUGUUGGCAUUUGCACUAGAAUAUGUUAAUAUUGUUACACUGACUGAUUUAUCUGCAAACCACUCUUGCUUUUAGAGUGCAAAUGAAGACCGCGAAAAAGAGAUGAAGUGAGAAGGCUUUUUAAAACUUUAAACUGGUGAUGUGUGUCCAAUUCAAAAUGCUUAAACAUAAAUCCCUGAAUGUUGUUGCUUUGGACUUUCUUUUCAAUUCUUUAUUUGUAAUUCAGGGUGAAAAUUAUUCCAGGGUGAAGAAUGUAAAAUAAGAAUAUACUGUGUUUUUUUUAUUUUAUUUAUUUAUUUUAAAUGCAUGUCAUGUACUCAGUGUAGAGCCCAAUCACUGUAAACUGCAUCAUCAAUGUAACUGAAUCAUUCUUUUUUGGAAACUAAAUGCAUUAAACAAAUAAAAGACAAGAAGGUUUAUAAAAAUCUAA